This is a messenger RNA of Protopolystoma xenopodis, 651 nucleotides long. NCBI's taxonomy places the organism in Eukaryota, Metazoa, Platyhelminthes, Monogenea, Polystomatidea, Polystomatidae. The record is from the annotation of a GenBank genome assembly.
AUGCCGCCGGUCGUCAGGGCUCUGGCCCGCAACCAAGUCAGACUCGCCCAUGGCCGGUACAUACAGGCCUCUCAGCGAUGGCCACAGUCUGCUAAUCGGAGUGCAGACACGAACGCAGUCAAUCCGUUGUACACCAGUCCUCUCUGCUCAGCCCUGCCGACCUACUACAGACCCAUGGCGGACGAUGAAAACCACAACUGCAACCAUAGCCCCAACGACGACCUCGACUUUCCCUGCUUGCUGGCGUCCAAGUGGCCUGGUCAGACUCUGGACGUGGACUCCGUCCAGGUGGCUGAACUGUUGGAUGGGCACGACGAGCUCUCGCGCUACCGUGACGAGUUCUGGCUGCCGAGACUGCAGGAUUUGGCCGAGUUGGUGGGACUAGAGCUGCAGCCCGCUCGUGGUCUCGACGAUUCGACUGGCCGAGUCGACCUCGACCGACCGACCGUCUAUUUGUGUGGACACUCGCUCGGUCUUCAGCCUCGGGCGGCCACUUGUCUCGUCGACUCGGCCAUGCGCCAGUGGGCCUCACUCGGUGUCCUCGUUCACCGAAGCGGUUCGUAUCCGGCCUCCAAGUGUGACCUAACAUUGGCCCAGGACACGGCUCGUCUGGUGGUGGGCGCCAAGGCGGACGAGGUCGGCAUCGCCAAC